UUCAGUCUGCUUAGGUUUUUCAGCUUCAAAACGUGAACGAUGGGUAAAGCGCAAUUGUGUUGACAAAAAAUUGUUGGCUUAUCCAGGGCUAAUUAAUUGUGUUGAAAAAAUUGAUGCCAUUACAAAGGCAGCUAACAACUGUACGUAUGCAUUUGCAUCAACAUAUGUCUUCCAAAUAUGUGUGGAAAAUAAUUUACACCAAAGAUCGGCUUUCCGUAUCAAUGAACUGUUCCCAAAAGGACCACAACGUGUUACUGCUGCAGUUACAAAUAUGCAAAACGGUGUGACAACUUUGUUGAACGGCAGAUUGGUUUAUCGUUAUAAAUGGACCAGAAAAAAUAGGCCAUUCUGUCAAGAAAAAUAUGUACGAUACAACGAUCGUAAUAACAGUGUUAUAUGGGAGGGUACAAAACGGAAUAUCUUUGGUGACUAUAGCACAAAAUAUAUUGGCUCAAUUAACAUUAUUAAAAAUUAUGUCUUCUUCUACACCUACAAAAAUGCUAUUCAGGUAAACCACAAAAAUUGUUUUUUUAUCCUUUUUCACCAUUAUUAUUUUUGA
Messenger RNA from Enterobius vermicularis (human pinworm), 559 nucleotides. The record is from the annotation of a GenBank genome assembly. NCBI's taxonomy places the organism in Eukaryota, Metazoa, Nematoda, Chromadorea, Rhabditida, Oxyuridae.